AUGGGUUCCUGUACUUCCAAGGCUGCCCUAGAGCAUAGGAGGCCAGCGAGAUAUUACACCAGAGGACGAAGAGUCCGCAGCCGUUCCCGGUCCAUCAUGCCAGAGGCACCCCAGUCACAGCAGUUGAGCGAUACGAGAGGACGCAUGACCGGCUUCUCAAUGAGCGAGAUUGUCCAUGUCGAGACUGCAAACCGUGGCAAAUCGGAGCUUUCCAAGACAUUCCACCUUACGCAGAUGCAGUGGCAUCACAGCCAGAGGGACUGUAAAGGUUGCAGCAACGAAGAUGCCUGGUUUGACUCUGUAAGCAUUCUUGAAGAUGAUUCUGAUGAUGAAUUCAAGAGUGUAGAUGGAGAUAGUUCAGCAUCAUCGGACGAAGAUGAGGACCAAAAUAAGCAAUAUGAGAGCGCUUCCCGUUUUGCCGACACACUCUCUCGUAUUGGUGAGAUAUGCCGUGGUGUGCCUAUGACAUUAUCUAUUGAACAGUACCUGAAAAGAGAUAAAGGUGAUGAUCCUGGACACAGGAGCCAAAACUUGUCCGUGUGUGCCACCAAGUGCUUACCGACCUCCUUUAGUUUCAAGGGCUUGAAGGAUAAAAAUGAUUCAGAUGAUGAUAACAAGGAGAGUCCCACCCCAUCCCGCUUACGGAAGCUGCUGCACUCUAUUAGCUUCAAUGACAAGAUGCAGCAGUUGACUGGUGGAAGCCCAACAACAAAAAAGUCAACAGUCAUCCGGCUCUCAUACAAGACAUCAUGCGAUGACUAUGAAGACAGCAGUGAACUGGGUAAGUCCACUAAUGUUCAAAAUCUCACUGUAGGUAAAUCUAAGAAAUAUGUUGUCCGUCCAAAGGUAGGGCAAACAAUCCCAUGUGGAGGUGAGAAGCCGACAACAGGAUGUUGGUCACGGAUUGAUCCAUCCCUCUUCAAGUUGAGGAGUGAGACCUUCCUAAAAGAUAAGAAGAAAUGUGCUGCUCCAAAUUAUGCUGCUUAUUAUCCGAUAGGGGUGGAUUUGUUUGCCUGCACCAAGAAGGUUCAUCACAUUGCUCAGCACCUUGAUCUUCCACAGAUCAGAACACAUCCCAAGCUCCCGUCACUUUUGAUUGUGAACAUCCAGAUGCCUACCUACCCUGCUGCCAUGUUCCUCGGUGACAGCGACGGAGAAGGCUUUAGCCUCGUCUUGUACUUCAGGAUAUCUGAAUACUAUGAGAAGGAGGUUUCGGAUCAUUUCAAGGAUUCUAUCAUGAAAUUUUUUCAGAAUGAAUCUGAGAAGGUAAAAGGGUUUACAUCAGAAUCUACCACCAUGUACAGAGAUCGAUUGAAAAUCAUGGCUGGAUUGGUCAACCCAGAUGACCUCCAGUUGGGUUCCACAGAGAAGAAGCUUGUCCAAGCAUACAAUGAGAAGCCAGUCCUCUCACGGCCCCAACAUAAUUUCUAUGAGGGAGAGAACUACUUUGAGGUAGAUCUUGAUAUACACCGGUUCAGCUACAUUGCUAGGAAGGGACUAGAUUCAUUUAGGGAACGCCUAAAGAAUGGCAUCCUCGAUUUGGGUUUGACAAUUCAGGCCCAGAAGCAAGAGGAGCUCCCUGAGCAGGUCCUCUGCUGUGUUAGGCUGAACAAGAUUGAAUUUGUUAACCAUGGGCAAGUUCCAACAAUAGUCACAGUUGAUGACAAGUGA
Messenger RNA from Panicum virgatum (switchgrass), 1671 nucleotides. RefSeq lists its product as uncharacterized. The record is from RefSeq and is a predicted model, not a curated record. NCBI's taxonomy places the organism in Eukaryota, Viridiplantae, Streptophyta, Magnoliopsida, Poales, Poaceae. The coding region runs from base 1 to 1671 and encodes 556 amino acids. The transcript is spliced from 10 exons.